UGCACAGUUGAUAGAAUCCUGAACUCCCUUUCCCUGUUUCACCCGCCCGGUCACACCGCCACAGGGAAACGAUUCCUUUGCUCGCGCGAAAAGGACCUUGGUACACGCGCGGUUGCACGGUGCCGACAGGAGCGGGCCAAGAGGCAGAGCACACAGAAGGGAGCAUCAUCCGAACAACAACCAGCAACAAAAAAAAGCCCUCUGUCGGGCCAGCCCCUGGAUCCGGUCGAAGCGGGGACAUCAGAUGAUAUUAAUUUUGUUACUUUCCAGCAUUUCCAUUUCGCAGUCCGAACGUCGCUGAUGCACCGUUGCGGGCUCUGCACCCCACCUAGGACACUCGGGCUCGGAACUACCGACGAACGUACGGCACCGGUGGCGGACCCUGGCAGCGUGAGUAGCGUGUCGGUAUCCCGCCGUAGCGCUGUACCGAUUAGCGCGGUUGGCCAAGUUUUGCGGUUAACGGUGGCAAUUGGACCUAGUGUUAACAGCAUUUUUGAACCAGCAAACCCCCCACAGUGCGUCGAGAAGAUGGUAAAAAGGUGAUAGAAAAAGUGAAGUACUGGAGCGUGCGAGGUUGUCCAAGUUGUGUGAUUUUAUUGCCAAGAAAGCAGAUGUCGGUAGUGUCGCAGUGUUCGUGCGUGUUUUGGGGCGAAGUUUGAGCGAAAAAACGAUCCAGAAGUAAGCGUAAGCGUGAGUAGUAAGUGUUGUGUAGCGACGGAAGAACGGCAGAAGAACAACCGUGCUUAAGGAAGAAUAGAAAGACGAAGAGUGUGAUUAGUUACUCAUGCAUAGUUCAUUCCAUUUCGUUAAACCAUAAGGUCAUGAAAAUAAUUUAAAGUUUAAGUGUAUCGCAGUCUUGCUGGAAGAAGGAUUCAACACAUGCGUACGUAAAGUAGCAUCGGAUGUGUCGUGUGCUCUAGUUUAAUCUUCCCUCAGUUCGAUAUCAAACCCCAUCGAAGAGUGCCAAGCGCCUAGAAGCAAUAGUCCCCCAGUUGGCAUGGAAAUGUUCGAUUCCCUUGCGAGCCGCGAAAGAAACGAUUUGUCCUACCGUUUGUAGCUUCCGUUUGAAGUGUCCGCGCUUGAGUGUCUUUUUUGGCUAGUGUUCCGCCGCUAACUAAGACCGCCCCGGGGAAUUUAGCGCCCACCCAGUUUGGUUUACGCGCAACUUCAAGCUGUAUCUGCCGACGGAUUACUGCUGCCUGCCUGCGCCGGUGGUGAAUGCCGAGCUCACUGUCGAUCCAUCGCUGUCGAACGCCGGCCGCACCCGCUGCCAAGACAGCCACGGCCCCACGGUGGAGUUCAAAACCAACUGCGCGGCAACCGGCCCCGUCGGCGGUGUUCUAGGAGGAGCGGCAUCGAGCGUACCGGGCAGCGGUGCGGGCGGCAUCGGCGGUCUUGGUUGCCUCGGCGGCGGUGGAGGCGUCAGUGGAGCGGGACCGGACGGAGUAGCAGCGAACGGGACACCGCUCGGGCUCAGCCCGACCAGUGCGGCGGACUCGCAGCAGUUCAACAUCUUUCCGGCCAUCUUUAGCCGGCAGCUAAACUUCAACACCGCCACCGCCGGGUCCUGCAGCCAGUCGAAGCUGAUGGACGAUCUGCGGCCGAACCUGGUCGGCGGUCUGCUCGGCCUGCAGCAGGGCCUGCUGGACGAUCAUGCGGCCCUCGCGCACGGCGGCAACCUGGCCGCCCAGCACAAUGCCGGCCAGGACAGCAAGUUUAUGGCGCUGCAGGACAACCGGCUGAUGGGCAUCGGGGCGCACGAGAACCGGCUGCUCGGGCUGGGCGGCCAGGACCACGGCCGGGGCGGUCUCGGCGGCCCGGGCGGCGGUGCGAACGGGGACAAGUCCCUCGGUCAGCAUCGGAAGUGUAGCAGCACACCGGAGGACUUCAGCGCACUGUACGGGGGACUGUCCGGUACGCCCAUCAGUGACCAUCACCAUCACCACACGCCAGCCCACACCCCUCCGAACCGGCUGUCGGACAAUGGGUCCGUUACGGCGGAAGGUGCAUUUAAAAAACUAAAACCCGAACCAAACAGCGGCCCGCUCGGUUCCUCCGUCCCGGGUGGCAUUUCGUCCCCCGGAAGCGGCAUCUCAGGGUUGCCCCAGCAUGCUGGCCACACGCCCACCACAGCAUCCUGCCCGACACCGGCCCGAAGGCGACACCGAACUACCUUCACUCAGGAACAAUUAGCAGAAUUAGAGGCGGCCUUUGCGAAAUCACACUAUCCGGAUAUCUACUGCCGGGAGGAGCUAGCGCGUACCACUAAGCUGAACGAAGCCAGGAUACAGGUUUGGUUUCAGAAUCGAAGAGCAAAGUACCGAAAGCAGGAGAAGCAGCUACAGAAGGCGCUCGCCCCCUCGGUCAUACCGUCCUGCAAUGGCAUGAUGCGCAACAUCCAGGGCUACAGCGUUUCGAGAGGUUAUCAACCGUAUCCACAUCCAAAUUCAAUCAACCGGUAUCCCCAGGACCUGUUCCAAAUGGGAGCCUCAUCCUAUCCGGGCAUGACGCAGCCAUUCUCGAUGACGCACGGUUCCAAUAUGGGUGCCGUUGGCGUUCGCCAGGACUCGAUGGGAAUGACGGCCGAGGACGAAUGGUACAACAAAAGCUUAUCGGCACUGCGAAUGAACAGCUCCCAUCAUCCGAAUCUGUCCGCACCGAUGCUGCAAUACCAAACAUAAUUAAUGUAGAUCAAAUGAAUACCAAACAGUAGAACACACCCACACGCACACACCCACACACAUCCAGCCACAAACUUCCGCUCUGCGUUGCGUCGAGCCAUCAAACCCCUCCCACCCAUAAGGAAAGGACAACAGCACAGCGGAACCAGGCGGGAUGGUGGUGGGUGCAUCGGAAACCUGCCCCGUUUAACCGAGUGUCAUCAUGCUGCAACGAGCAGCGAAAAUGCAUCGAACUGCAACGGGACAAUGCAGUCGCCCACCAGCCCACCAUUCUUGCCUAAACCCCAUCAUUCCCGGGGCUCGAGUUUUGUGGGUAAGCCCCCAGCGCCAUGUUGCCGAACGCCAUCUACCCUUCCUCAUUCGCCAGCACCUAACGUCGACACACACAUCACUCAGGGCCCACAGCCCGGAAAUGGCCAUUAUUUUUCUGGCUCACCCUUUGCUGCGUCCUGUCAACACUGCUCCUCGUAAAAAAGGGAUUUCGAUUCACUUUUAUGUUUCAUUGUUAUUGAUGAUGGAGAUUUUUCAUCAUCAUGUGGCUACGCGCACACCCCCACACACAUUUUGCCUAUUAUUGACCAAUGAACGUUAAACAGAACAAGAGACAAAGAAAGAAGGCCAGAGAGAGAAAAAAGGGAAAAAAAACUCCGGAAAACCGUUUAGUGUCCCGGCUGGUCGGAAAAUGCUAAUUUGAUUUAAUUUAUUACGUGCGGCAUCGAAACAGCACUCGCUUGUGCGUCUCGGUGUGCG
Molecule: messenger RNA, 3431 nt
Organism: Anopheles gambiae (African malaria mosquito)
Lineage: Eukaryota; Metazoa; Arthropoda; Insecta; Diptera; Culicidae
Product: homeobox protein unc-42
Exons: 6
Coding region: 1587-2681 (364 amino acids)
Biological process (GO): regulation of transcription by RNA polymerase II
Molecular function (GO): RNA polymerase II transcription regulatory region sequence-specific DNA binding; DNA-binding transcription factor activity, RNA polymerase II-specific
Source: RefSeq, a predicted model, not a curated record